AUGGAGGCCCCGCGGAGGCAGCGCCCGGCUUCCAACGCCCGGUAUCGGGAACGGGGCUUUUGGGACGCCCGGUACGAGCAAGAGGGAGCCGAGCCCACGGAGUGGUUCGGGGGCUUGGAGUCUUUCCGCGAACAGCUGGAGGCGGAACUGAAGCCGGGGGACCGGAUCCUGGUACUGGGUUGUGGGAACAGUGCUCUGAGUUAUGAUCUUUUCCAGCUUGGAUACACAGACAUCACCAACAUAGAUUAUUCCGCUGUGUGCAUCGCAAGCAUGCGAGACCGUUACGCGCAUUGCUCGGGCUUGCAUUGGGCGGUAAUGGAUGCCCGGUUCUUGACUUUCAUGGACGGAAGCUUUGACGUGGUCUUGGAGAAGGGCUUUCUGGAUUCCAUCAUGGUGGAAGAAAAGGACCUCUGGAAUGUCUCCCAAGAGGCCAAGAUACUUCUGGACCAAGUAUUAACUGAGGUCGCCCGAGUCCUGCAACCCAGAGGAAGGUUUAUCUCCAUCACUUUUGCCCAGCCGCAUUUCCGCAAGCGUCACUACGCCCAGCGGGCCUACAACUGGUCCAUCCAACACAUCAGUUACGGCAGGGAUUUCCACUACUUCCUCUACGUCAUGAAGAAAGGUGGGGCGUUGUCCCCCUCCGACUUGGCCCUGGGGCAGAGCCUCCAUCGCCACCCCUCGUCCUCCAGCCCUGUGUUCUCCUCCCUCCAAGAGCCGGAUUGUGAGAACUACCUCUUCAACAUUCAACUCUGAUCUCAAGAGAAGGAAUAUCUCGAGGGAAGGAGCUGCUUGUGGGGCGAAGGUCCCAAAGGGCCAUGCCAAGAUACUUCCUCUAGGUCAGGGGUCUCCAACCUUGGCUACUGUUUACGACUUGUGGACUUCAACUCCCAGAAUUCCUCAGCCAGCCAUGUUGCCAAGGUUGGAGAGCCCUGCUCUAAGCCACUCCCUCUUUCCUUUGCAUCCUGUCUGAAUUUACCAGGUGUGCCAGUGCGAUGGCCUAGCGGUGGAGCUCUUACUUCAGAAUCAGGAGGCUGCGAGCUCGAUCCUAGGCAGAAGCAGAUAUUUCUCUGGGCACCAUGAGAACAUAUCUGCUGAAUAUAACUCCACCUUGG
This is a messenger RNA of Notechis scutatus (mainland tiger snake), 1112 nucleotides long. RefSeq names its product EEF1A lysine methyltransferase 4 (gene EEF1AKMT4). The record is from RefSeq and is a predicted model, not a curated record. Lineage: Eukaryota; Metazoa; Chordata; Lepidosauria; Squamata; Elapidae.